UCCCCGAAUCUCUCAUGAAAGAUAAUUUCUCUAUUCCGGUGGAUAAUUCGCCGGAGAAGGCGGAGGAGAACGGUUAUGUUCAGGAUAAACCUAGUUUUACGUCUUCCUCUACUAAGAACACUUCUGAAUCGCCAGUAAAGGAGAAUUUGACUCCAUCGGUACCAACGACAGCCCCAAGUGAAAUCUCGCCGAGUGUAACCCAAGUGAAAUAUCGUUGGUCGUUUUCCUCUUCUAAGAGAAGCUUCGGAAGUAGCAAAGAUGAAGCCUUCUUUGAUACAAAUCAAUGGUUACAAUCCGAUUCUGAAGAUGAUUUCUUCAGCGUCAAUGGAGAGUUCACUCCUUCACGUGGAAACACUCCAAAAUGUAGUUUUUCAGAUAAACAUCCUCGUUUCCACAACCCUUUGUUCGAAGAAGAGAAGCCUCGAGCAGCAUCAUUUUCGUAUGCUCCAGCACCACGAAGGAAGAAACUAGCCGAGCUUUUCAGAGAGAGUGUAAGAGAACAACGAGAAGUAAUUUUUGAAGAAUCAUUAGAAAGUCAAAGUGAAGAAAGUAAAAAAUCAUCUGGUGAUAACUCUGGUGAGCUCGAUGUCAUUGAAGAUUCUGAAAAGGAUAAAUCUAUGAAUAACCAUCAUCGAUGUCUUCCUAGAUUAUCUGCUUUAAAGGGAAAUUUAAUGGAGAAGAGAAAAAAGAAGAAGAAGAAAAAAAUUCAUAUGACAUAA
Messenger RNA from Brassica oleracea var. oleracea, 719 nucleotides. RefSeq lists its product as uncharacterized. Lineage: Eukaryota; Viridiplantae; Streptophyta; Magnoliopsida; Brassicales; Brassicaceae. The transcript has 4 exons. Bases 15 to 719 code for a protein of 234 amino acids. The record is from RefSeq and is a predicted model, not a curated record.